UAUUAAAUGUUGUAUUUAUUACGGCUCCCCUGGCAGCAGCUACUCUUCCUAGGGUCCAACAAGGACCCAAAAUGGGAAACAUACACCAAGUGUUAUAAGGAGAUGGUAAAGUACAGACUGACAAGAACUUUAGAACAAACACAUCAUCUGUGGUUUUGGAAUGACAGUGACUCGAAAUCCAGCAGGUCCAAUCCUAAAGUACAAAGUAAUAAAGUUGAGCCAUUGGUCUUAAAACAACUAGAACGUGAGAGAAAGAUUCCACCUAAAGAACCAUUGAAACAGAAGAUCCUCAUUUCAGAAAAACUACACAAAGUUGCAUCUCCUGAGACCUCUCCACCUAUAGAUGUACAGGGUGCUGUGGACGGAGGCUGCGGAGAGUCAGAGGAAGAGAAGCUGGGAAAAGGAUUAACUGCUUCUGAACCAGGGAGGAAGCCAGAGGCUCAAACUAAAGCCAAACAGUCCAGAAAGCCCCCCAGGGCGAGGAGCCAGAUACAGAAGCCCAAAGAAACCGACAAGGAAAACAGGCACCCAUUUGCCAUGUAUGGAUGGGGUGAAAGGCAGGCUGAGAUGGCUAGCAAGAAUAUCCACAAUGUGGGUCCAUCAAUCAUUCAAUCAAUCAAAUUGAUUUUACCCAUGCACCGCUACUUGAAAUCUCUCAGUAACAACUUUGCUGUAGCUUUCUUUUAA
Molecule: messenger RNA, 687 nt
Organism: Salvelinus fontinalis (brook trout)
Lineage: Eukaryota; Metazoa; Chordata; Actinopteri; Salmoniformes; Salmonidae
Gene: ccsapb
Product: centriole, cilia and spindle-associated protein b
Biological process (GO): regulation of mitotic spindle assembly
Cellular component (GO): spindle; ciliary basal body; ciliary transition zone
Molecular function (GO): microtubule binding
Source: RefSeq, a predicted model, not a curated record